CUUUAAAUGUCAAAGAAUGAACAAUUAAAUGAGUGCUUGUCUCAAGCUUAUAAACUAGUUGGUCAAAAACUAGAACUAAAAGAAGAAAAAGGAUCGAUCAAAGACAUCUUGACAAGUAGACUUCAAGAUCUCGAAUUAGAACCAAAUAAAGACGAACCCAAAUCUAGUUUUGUUAAGCAUUGUUUAAGACUAUUAAUAAGCAUACAAGAAUCAUUAUUAAAUUUGUGUUGUCAUUCAAAAGAGGAAAGCGAUAAAGACUUUUUAGGUGUGCGCGACCUUCGAUUGAUACAUACAUUACUUGAAAUUGUCAUCUCUUGGGGAUUUUAUCCUUGUCUUUUACCUGGCGUUGGAUUACCUUUGUCUAAACGAGUCAAGUCAGGUUAUACAAAUCAAGAAAUAUUCGCAAACGAUGAGAAUGAAGAGCAAACAAAACAGAUAUCAACCAAGGCAUUGCACGAUCUUUAUGAUUUUGUCACUCCUCUAGUCGAUCUCAUUGCUCAAAGUGAAAAAGUUCCCGAAUCAAAGGGCUAUACAACAGUUGCAUCCAUAUUGAUGACCAGACACUUGGCUGAUCUAUAUGCUGCUCUCUUAGAACUUGCUUAUGUACCUGUCACUGAGAUUCGAGCUUCUGUUGGUGAUACAGUCACACUAGAAAAUGAACUACCAAUGACACCAGGUCAUUUACUUUCUAGUGCCAAAAAGGAAGUAGGGCUGCCUAGGAAGAAAAGAGACAAGUGUGCUCGAAUGUUUACGUGGUUAUUUGAUCGCUCAGAUGUACAGAGAGCCAUGGAAUCCUUGAUGUCUCUCAUCGGUACGUCUUCACUGCAUCCUGUUCCAAGCUGGCUUAGAACUAUCUGUGGAAGAUUUUUAUCUCGUAUCCUCUUGAAACCAAAUGGUGUUGCUAUCGUACUAGAAUUUACCAUUGGUCAAGUAGAACAGUUACAAUUGACGCAGCUGGAGAGCAUAUCCAAGUUAAUCUUAUCAGUUCCUCAGCAAAUGACGUCCAUUGAAAGCUAUUAUUCCGUCAUUACGCCUCAACUCCUAUCCUUACUUCAAAAAGAAACUGUCUCUGCGACUACAAGUCAAGCUGUUAGGUUCAUUAUCGGUAGGAUCAUUACCAAACACCCGAAGCUCGGAAAGACCUAUCUCGUUGAUAAGAUUGUCGACCCACUCGUGUCAGGGUGGAAUCAACAAGAAUAUGAUGAGUCAAACGAGGAUUUGAUGGACAGAGUGAUUUUAGAUGAAGAGGCGCUUUCUGAUCUACUCAAAACGCUACAUAAACUCAUGAUAGGCGGAGAGCCUUCGCCUCUGAUGAUUCAAACAUGUUUGUCCUCUUCCAUCCCCUGUUUGUAUCAUUUGUAUGAAUUUACAGUUCAAUCAAAGUCAGGAUUGCGAGAAACAGUGCUUGAUCUGUUGCUGACUUAUUUUCGUAUAACGACAACAGCGGACGGCGUCCGUGAAUUAAAGCGGAUUUUGCUCAACAAGGUCGAUAUAAGCGGAGAGCGUAUAGCUUACUUUGCACCAGGUCCCUCAGGUGGAGCUACACUACGGCUAAGAAGAAAACCAAAGGCGUUGGCUAAAAACGACCUUCCGCUGAAUGCUGAUGUCUUGGUCCAAUUUCUUGAAAACUUGGGUGAUUUGGAUCUAUCAGGCGAUAUUUUUGUAUUUCUCUUGAAUGAAUACUCUUCUCUUCAAGCAAGGAAGACGGAUCCAACAACGUAAGCUUAAAGUAUUCAUGAUUCAUUUUACUAAUUUCCUUUAG
This is a messenger RNA of Rhizopus microsporus ATCC 52813, 1762 nucleotides long. RefSeq lists its product as uncharacterized. The transcript has 6 exons. NCBI's taxonomy places the organism in Eukaryota, Fungi, Mucoromycota, Mucoromycetes, Mucorales, Rhizopodaceae. Gene Ontology annotation, biological process: protein secretion. The record is from RefSeq and is a predicted model, not a curated record. Bases 7 to 1722 code for a protein of 571 amino acids.